Messenger RNA from Tripterygium wilfordii, 2810 nucleotides. RefSeq lists its product as uncharacterized. Gene Ontology annotation, molecular function: zinc ion binding; DNA binding; transposase activity. The record is from RefSeq and is a predicted model, not a curated record. The coding region runs from base 58 to 2640 and encodes 860 amino acids. The transcript has 4 exons. Gene Ontology annotation, biological process: DNA transposition. Lineage: Eukaryota; Viridiplantae; Streptophyta; Magnoliopsida; Celastrales; Celastraceae.
GUCGAUCAUCGAUCUAGGUUUUGUCACAACUGGGUUUGAUUUCAGAUACAAUCGUCGAUGAAAUGUCUCCAACGAAGGUCAGGGCUGUUCGGCGAAAGAAAAUACAAGAGGAGUAGCUCAGAUAGUGAAGUUGUUCCUGAAGAUAACUCCUCAGAGGACGAUGAGGAGGUGAUUGUUGUGAGGGAGAAGGUUAGAAACUACAAAAGGGGAUGGAAGGAUGUAUAUCUACUGCAAGAGAGUGACAAAGAAGGUGAAGAUGAUGAUGAGCAGGUUGAUGAUGAGCAUGAUGAUGAGCAGGUUCAUGAGGAGCAGGAUGAUGAGCAGAAUGAUGAGGGUUUAGGUUAUGAGGAGUACGAUGAGGAGCCUGGGGAGAGCGAGAAAGGUGUUGAUAGUGAUUAUUUAGACUCUUCUGAUCCAGGAAGUUACAGGGAUAGUACAGAUGAGGAUCCAGAGGUGCGGGAUGAUGCAAUUAGAAAGAGAAGCAGAUUUCCAUCAUACAAAAAGGUGAAAGGUAUUCUGAAAUUUGAGCUUAGCAUGUUGUUCACUAGUAAUAAUGAGUUUAAGGAUGCUGUUAGCAAUUAUGCUAUAAUGACUAGGAUUGACAUUCGAUUCAGUAAAAAUGAACCUAGUAGAUGUAGAGCCAAAUGUAAGGGAGCUACUGAUUGUCCAUGGUUGAUAUUUGCAUCAUAUAGUAGACAAGUGGAUAGUUUUCAAGUAAAGACCUAUGUCAAUGAACAUACAUGUCAACCAAAAAGGGGUUUAAAGUGGUUAACUACAAAGUACAUGGUGAAGAGGUUCUAUGGCUUUAUUGCUGCCCACCCAGACAUAAAAAUUAGAUAUCUGAAACCCUUUAUGGAACAAGCUUUGGAAUUAGAUGUGAGCUUAGGCCAAUGUAAAAGGGUGAGGAAGACUGUAUUAGCUGAUUUAACGGGUAGUUGUGUAAAGGAAUAUGCACAAUUAAGGAAUUAUGCUGAGGAGUUGAUGUUGUCUAACCCUGGAAGUACUGUCUCAUUGCUUACUGAUAGGCAAGAUGAGAAUGGACCUGCUCCAUUCAAAGCAUUCUAUUGUUGUUUUAAGGCAUGUAAGGAGGGAUUUAUGAAAGGUUGCAGACCAAUAUUAGGAAUUGAUGGAUGUUUUUUAAAGGGAUUAGUUAAAGGGGAAUUAUUGACAGCAAUAGGCCGUGAUGGGAAUAAUCAAAUGUUCCCAUUAGCUUGGGUUGUGGUACUGGUUGAGAACACUGAAACAUGGACUUGGUUUCUGAAUUUGUUAAAGCAUGAUUUAGGUACUGCUGAAGGUGAACUUUGGACUCUGAUAAGUGAUAGACAAAAGGGCUUGGUUGCUGCUGUAGCUGAUACAUGGCCAAAAGCUUAUCACAGGUUUUGUUGUAGGCAUUUGUAUGCAAAUUGGUGUAAGAAUUAUCCAGGCAGACAUCUUAAGCAUCUCUUCUGGCAGCUGGCCAAAUCAACCAAUAUGUCUGAUUUUGAGCUUAACUUCAAGGAGAUUGAGAAGGUGCAUCCAGCUGCUGCAAAGGAUUUGAUGCUUGUGCAUCCUAAGUAUUGGAGUAAGGCAUACUUCAGUCCAUGGUGUCAAUGUGAUUCAUGUGACAACAAUCUCUGUGAGGCAUUCAAUGGCACUAUUGUGGAAGCUAGGAGCAAAAGUAUAAUUUCAAUGCUUGAGGAUAUUAGAAGGGCAAUGAUGAGGAGAAUUAGGGACAAGAAGUUGGGAGUAAAUUCAUGGAAGCAAGAAUAUGGACCACUUAUUCAUAGAAGGUUGAUAAAAAAUGUAACAGAUAGCCAUUUAUGGGUGUGUGAAUGGAAUGGAGGAGGAAGUUAUGAAGUGAAAAAUGGGAGAAGUCAAUUUGUGGUGAAAUUGAGGGAUGGAACCUGCACAUGUGGGGCAUGGCAGAUUUCUGGAAUUCCAUGUCCCCAUGCAUCCCGUGCUACGCAUGCCAAUGGUGAAAAACCUGAGGAUUAUCUUGCACUUUGGUACAGGAAGGAGACAUACUUGAGAGCAUAUCAGGUACCAAUUGAACCAAUUAGAGGGGAGAACAUGUGGCCGAGGAGUGAGCAGGACCAUUUACUACCUCCUAAGAUGAGGAAGAUGCCAGGGAGACCGAAGAAAAAGAGGAGAAGGGAACAACAUGAGACUGUCAACAAAACCAAAUUGACACGAGAAGGGAGGAUUAUGACUUGCAAAGUGUGUAAGGGCAAGGGGCAUAAUGCUAGGAAUAAGGCAUGUCCUGGUAGGAUGACUUCCAGUAGCCAAGUUAGUGGCUUAACUUCAACAAAUGAACCAAGGAUGACAAGGCAAACAAGUCAAGCAUCCCAAACAAAUGAACCAAGGAUGACAAGGCAAACAAGUGCAGCCGUGGCCUCAAUGCAGGGAGGAUCUAAUGAACCAAUGCAGGGACAACCUAGCAGGACUAGGCAUGUCAGUCCUUUUCACAGGGAAUGCAGGCCAAAAACCAAGCCAAAAAAGAGGACAUUAUUGACUGGUCUGGGUCUCUACAUUAAUCCUAAUACAGGUCGUUCAAUCCUAAACCCUGGGACUUCUAUGUCAAGGGUAAUUGACCGUGGAAGUGAGAAUAUGAAGAACAAGAAGCAUGGAGUUGAUAGAGGGUCAUCUCGUGGGCAAAUAUGAUGUUGCUGGCAUGUUUUUGUUGUGUCCAUCUCUGUUUUGAUUUAUGUGUAUGUUUUGUUGUUGAUGUUGGAACUGUUUAAUCAUAUUUUGUAGUAUUUGAGGAUGGCUUGUGUAAUGGAUCUAUUGGAAUCAUGUUUAUGCACUGAAUCUAUUUGACUCAUUUUUAUUAA